Messenger RNA from Mercenaria mercenaria, 3908 nucleotides. Its product is annotated as peptidase M20 domain-containing protein 2-like. Gene Ontology annotation, molecular function: dipeptidase activity. The transcript has 7 exons. NCBI's taxonomy places the organism in Eukaryota, Metazoa, Mollusca, Bivalvia, Venerida, Veneridae. The record is from RefSeq and is a predicted model, not a curated record. Bases 176 to 1381 code for a protein of 401 amino acids.
CUACCUAUUAAUAUGUAAAAUCAUGAAAACGUGACUGUCAAUUUGUAAUUAUCUGUCUUCGAAGAGAACGAUAAAGCGUGAUCCUGAAUUUUAUUAGUUUUAAACUCACAUUUGUAGGACGUAAAAACUUAAACUUGAUUCCGUAUUAAAUAGGGUGGGUUUCUGAUAAAUUUUCAUGAAAAUGACCUCAUCUAUAGAGAAACUUAAACUAACUACCUGCGAUGCAAUUGACAGGGUUGCCGCGGAUUUAAAGAAGAUCAGUGAUAAUAUUUGGACCAAUCCGGAGCUAGGGCUGGAAGAGAGACACGCACAUAACGUACUUAUGACGUUUCUUGAGAAACAUGGAUUUCUGACAGAAAGAUCGUAUAAACUGGAAACAGCGUUCCGAGCCACAUUCAGUAGCAGCUCUAAUGUACCAAAUAUCGUCUUCAUCAGUGAGUACGAUGCUUUACCAUCUAUCGGGCAUGCCUGUGGCCACAAUUUGAUAGCUGAAGUUGGAAUAGCAGCUGGUCUAGGUCUUAUGGAAGCUCUAAAAUCAUCGAAUAAUAUAAGAGGAAAGGUAACUGUUCUAGGAACUCCAGCGGAAGAAGGUUAUGGUGGAAAGAUAGAUCUGCUCAAUGCUGGUACGUUCACAGAUAUUGAUGUUGCAAUGAUGGCACAUCCAUUUCCAGACAACGACCCUACGCCAAUUGCACUGGCAAGAGAAACUAUGCAGAUAACAUACAUAGGGAAAGCAUCGCACGCCGCUGGAUACCCAUGGGAAGGAAUCAAUGCACUGGAUGCUGCGGUCACGUGCUACAACAGUAUCGCAUGUCUUCGACAGCAGAUGAAGCCAAACUGGCGCGUGCAUUAUAUUAUAAAAGAAGGCGGUGUUAAAGUGAACAUUAUACCAGAAAAGGCAGUUCUUCACAUCGGAAUCCGGGCACCUACAGAUUCAGAAAUGCACAUAUUGAAAUCCAAAGUAGUAGAAAUUUACAAAGUAGCUGCUGUGGCAACUGGCUGUCGGGUUGAAAGUGAAAUUGUUGGUAAGGUAUAUUCUGCAAUGUUACACAAUAAAGUGAUGGUGGACCUUUAUAAAUCGAAUAUGGCAACACUUCAGAAAGAGGCUGUGCCCUCUGUGCAGAGUGCCGUGUUGGGGUCUACGGACAUGGGUAACGUAUCUCAAGUGGUGCCCAGUAUACAUCCAAGCUUCCAUAUAGGUGGCAGGGAGGUCAAUCAUACUCGAGGAUUCACAAAGGAAGCAGGUGAUGCAAAAGCUCAGCAGUUUGCUUUGAUACAAGCCAAGACCCUUGCAAUGGCAGCAAUAGACAUCCUAAUGGACCCAGAUCUACUGAACAAGAUAAAAGAAGAAUUUUUGCAAAACAAGGACAGAGAUUCUUGAGGAUAUAUAGCAUUGCAUGCUAAUCUUCCGUCAAAUGUGGUCAAUUUUUUGGGCUAUUUCUUUUACAAUACUAUACCAGCCUCAAAUAUUUCAAAACAAGUGCAAUAUAAAUGUAUAAAUUUAAACACAUUGUUCAAUGUUUUGCCGUCAAAACAAAUUGUACAGGACUUUAUCUCAAAAGUCGAGUCCCAUUGGCGAAUAGGCAAAACUGACUAAACAUUUCAAAGGGCUAUACAAUUACUGUACUAAAUAAAUCACGUUUUUCUCGCGAGUUAGGAAAUAAUUUACUAUGUUUCGGCAAAUUAUACUUUGCUGAAAAAAAUAAUUCAUAAGAUGAAAACAAGAAGAAUUCGACCUACAUUCAAUUAGCCGUGACAAUUAGCUAGAACUAAAAUAUAAGUCAUAGAAUGAAUGCAGUUUGGUAGCAAGAAGUGAUAUCUGCAGGAUUAAACUCUUACAUUAAUCAAGGACAGGAAAACCUCCUUAUCUGGACGUCGGAUACUAUCUUGAUAACGUGCAUUGGCAGAUAAUCAGAUUUGUAGAAAAUAUGCUCAGGUUCUGCAAGAGAGAUAUUGCAUGUCUUUAGCCGCGCAAUAUUAAUCCACGAAAGAGGAAACGCAUAUUUUUUAUGCAAAGCUAAUUAUCUGUAGUUUUUACUUAUAAAAUAUGUACAGAUUGUUUUUUGCUUUUUGACUGAAAAAAAUCUCGAUGUUAAUGUACAUUGUGACGCAUCGUUAUCCAUUCAUAUAGUCUCAUUAAUGGCUUCACACGCCUGAUACUAGCAUGAAUGUUCUAUUACAACUAAACGGAGUUCAAAACGAUUAUGACAUAAUUUGAGUUCCAUCAGUUACAUACGCUCAAAGGGUAUACAGUCAUUGCCGAUAAUGUAACUUUUGAUUACCGGGCUACCCUUUUAUUACUGAAACUGUUUACAAUUUUAUGUUUUCCCGCCUUUUUCGAAGAAAAAGGGGGGGGGGCAUAGAAAUGGGCUCGCUCGUCCGAGCUUCUGUCUUUUCAUCUAUGCUUCUGUCCUUCCAUCCGUCACACUUCGUGUCCGGUCCAUAACUCUGCCUUUCGUCAAGGGGUUUUAAAAUAACUUGGCACAAAUGUCCCACAGGAUGAGACGACGUGUCAUGCUCAAAUCCCAGACCCCUAGCUCAAAGGUCAAGGUAACACUUAGGGGUCAAAGAUCAACAGGGUCUGUCUCAUGUCCGGCCAUAACUCUGCCAUUCAUCAAAUGAUUUUGAAAUUACUUGUCACAAAUGUUCCCAUAAUGAGACAAAAUAUUAUGCGCAAGAUCCAGAGUCCUAGCUACAAGGUCAGCGUCACACUUGGAAGUCACAGGUUAAGAGCAUCAGUUUCAUGUCCGGUACAAAACCCUACCAUUCAUGAAUGGAUUUAAAAACCAUUUGGCACAAAUAUUCCCCAUAAUGAAACGACUUCUUACGUGCAAGACCCUGACCGCUGUCUCAAAGCUCAAGGCUCACUUAGAGGUCAAAGAGAAUAGGUUUAUUUCUCGUCUGGUCAAUAACAUUAUUUUGCAUGGAUUGAUAUUCGUAAGUAACUUAACACAAACAGUCACCAUAACAAGUUGAUUUAUCACAUGUAAGACUCAGACCACUAGGUCAAGGUCAAGGUCACAUUUGGGUAUAAAACAUUUUCGGUAUUUUUUGCCUGGUCUGCAACUUUUUAUGUACAGGUGUAUAUUUGAAUAAGUUGGCUUAAACAUUCACCACCCCAAGAUAAUAUGUCAUGUACAAAUGGCAAGGUCACAGGCACCAAAGUUAAAUUUCUUUUUUGUAAGUACAUGUAUUUACUUCCCUUUUAUAUGAUUAAGGUGAAUACAUGUGGGUUUUCAUCAGUUUUCCCACUAAUUUAAAACUGAAAUUAUGCUUAGAAUAAGAUGAUUGGUAUUGAUAGAUAUAAAAAAGCUAUAACUUUAUUUUAUAUAAUAUAGGUAAAUGCAGCAUUGUUAUGAUUGCAAUACAUUGGGUUUAUAUGCAGUGCAGCUCUGCUUUGAUCAACACUAGUAUUAACUUUCUCUGGUAUUCAAUUUAAAAACAAGUUUUAUGAGUACCAUUUCAAUUUCAUGCAUUUCAUUUGUGUAUUAAUUACCUCCCUUUAAUUUGAUAAGAUAUUUCAUCAUUUUUCAGUUUUUUUUCUCGUACCAAUUUUAAAAUAAUAUCACAUUAAAUCUUUAAUAAACAGAUAUCAACAUUUGAAAGCAUUCACCAAUUAUUGUUUUUAGACAUUGUCAAACUACAUAACCUCUUCAUGAAUUUAUAUUAUAAACAUUUUCCCCUUUACUUAGAAGAAGAUUUUGUAUUGGCUUGCAAUAUGUUUUGUGAAAAUGUCUCAAGGCAGGGGAAGGUGGUAAGUCUGUUACAAUUUCUUGUUUAGGUUUUAUUAGAAUAAAAUAACCUGUCAGUAUUGUUUUCAUGUUUAAUUAAAAUAUGUCUGUAUUAUGUCUGAGAUAAAAGCAAGAAUCCAAGUAUUGUCUUAUUAAAGUUGUUAAGUGUAGUACAAA